Molecule: messenger RNA, 468 nt
Organism: Eremothecium cymbalariae DBVPG#7215
Lineage: Eukaryota; Fungi; Ascomycota; Saccharomycetes; Saccharomycetales; Saccharomycetaceae
Gene: FMP23
Product: Fmp23p
Exons: 1
Coding region: 1-468 (155 amino acids)
Source: RefSeq, a predicted model, not a curated record
AUGCUUCCACUUACCUUCAGGAGGUCUUUAUUCUUUACCGCUAGAAUAUCUUCUAAAUCGCUGCUUGAUAGACCCAUCAUGCCCCCUGCGUUUGGAGUCAAACAAAGCGAAUACAAGCAACUCCCUGAAGACUCCAAUUAUAUCGAGCGAUUCUACACUGAACUUGAUCAAUUCCGUAACGAAUUCCUAAUACCCCAUCAUAAGAAAUCAUAUUCCGAUUUUAAUGACUCCCCAAAUGAUCUGGUUUUCGAACUAGACAAAUAUAUAGAGUUGCACGUGAUUCCAAAAUACUACGCAGGCACCACCAUAUCACUAGCUAAUAAGCUUGUUGUCGACAGGUUUCUGGAUUUCUCAAGAGGAGUUAAGACUACUUUACGUCUAAACGGCGGUCAUACAUUCAUAUUUGACAUGCUACUGCAAAGUAAAAAGGUAUUUGACGAUUUGCAGAAGAAAUGCCCGCCUAACUAA